CUGGUAUUUAUUGACGUUAGCUGAUGGUCGCCAUGUCUGAAAAUUUUCAUCAUCGUAAAUGGAUCGUAAUUUGCAAACAUAUUUUUUUAGCUAAUUUUCUACGCUUAAACCUAUUUAAAAUUCUUCUAAUAACAGUUUAAACAUACAACAAUGAAGAAAAUCGCAGAGCAGAAGCUCCAGGCGUUCACCGUUGGAACGAUGGGAAAGCGGCAGCUAAGCCGCAAGGAGCUGGAAGAGCAGAAAAAACGCGAGGACGAAGCGGCAGCCGCACACGCGUUCAAAGAGUUUGUUGAAACCUUCCAAGAAGCUCCCUCCAAGAUUGGAAAGGUUUGGGUGAAGGCCGGAACGUACGAUGCCGGAUCGAGAAAGGAAGAUGUGCGUGACAAGGGAAAACUGUACAAGCCCUCCGCCAAGUUGGAAGUUGAGCAGGAAAAUACCAACGAAUACAUCAAAAUGAUGACCGCCGAAGGCAAGAAGGAACUGGCGGCGAACAAAAAGAAAAGUCAGGAGAAGAAAAAGAGCAAUCUGGAGCUAUUCAAGGAGGAACUCCGACAGAUACAGGAGGAGCGCGAGGAGAGGCACAAGUACAAACACAUUGCGAAAUCAAUGAUGCCACAGUCCGCAUCUGAUCCGGAUCCGGUUUAUAAGGAAACCGAAUCGGGUUCAUUCGACAACGGUGAUCCGAACACAACUAAUCUUUAUCUGGGCAAUUUAAAUCCAAAGAUAUCAGAACAAGAGUUGAUGGAACUGUUUGGUAAGUACGGUCCAUUGGCUAGUAUCAAGAUUAUGUGGCCACGUUCGGAGGAAGAACGUGCUCGGGGACGGAACUGUGGCUUCGUAGCGUACAUGAGUCGCCGGGAUGCGGAGCGAGCAUUGAGGGCAUUGAAUGGAAAAGAAGUGAUGAACUAUUUGAUGAAGCUUGGUUGGGGCAAAUCAGUACCGAUAAUGACCCAUCCCAUCUACAUUCCACCGGCACUGGUAGCCUACACGUUGCCACCACCGCCGUCUGGACUUCCAUUCAAUGCACAGCCAAACCCUUCGGAUGUGGACAAUAUUCCAAAAAUGACCUCCAAAAUGUACAUGGAGGAACCGGAGAUGAAGGAAAAAAUGGACGAGGUGCUUUCCAAAGCUUUGGUGAAAGUGGUUAUCCCGACAGAGCGACCUCUGCUUAUGCUAAUCCAUCGGAUGGUAGAAUUUGUGAUCCGCGAAGGGCCUAUGUUCGAGGCGUUGAUAAUGACCCGCGAAAUGGAUAAUCCAAUGUACAAAUUUCUGUUCGAGAAUGAAAGCCCAGCCCACAUCUACUAUCGGUGGAAGCUAUUCUCGUUGCUUCAGGGCGACACUGCAUCGGAUUGGAGAACAAAAGAGUUCCGAAUGUUCAAGGGUGGUUCGAUUUGGAAACCGCCACCGAUUAAUUUCUACACCCAAGGAAUGCCGGACGAACUGCUGGCCGAUGAUGAAGACCUAGAGGCCAACAAGGGCAAUCUAUCGAUUGCCCAACGCGAUCGCCUGGAGGAUCUCAUUCGCCAUUUAAGCCCGGAGAGGCAGCGGAUUGCCGACGCGAUGAUCUUCUGCAUUGAGCACGCGGAUGCGGCUGAGGAGAUUUGCGAAUGCAUCACCGAAUCGUUGGCCAGAAAUGAGACGCUCGUCAAGAAGAAAAUCGCUCGCAUCUAUCUGAUCUCGGAUAUUCUGCACAACUGCAGCGUCAAGGUGCAGAAUGCGAGUUUCUUCCGGAAAGCAUUGGAGAAAAAUUUGAUGGAUGUCUUCAAAAACUUGAACAGCUAUCACAUGCAGCUGGACAGUCGUCUCAAAGCAGAGGGAUUCAAAACCCGCGUGAUGAACGUUUUCAAGGCAUGGGAGGAGUGGGCAGUUUAUCCGAAAGAGUUUCUCACAAAGCUUCAGCAUACGUUCCUUGGCAUUACUAUUGUCGAAAAACAAGAAGAAGAACCAGAGGAGGAAAACGAAGACGAAGAUCUGGAUGGCGUUCCGCUGGACGGUGCUGCCUUGUUGAAAUCGGCCAUGCUAAAGGGAAUUGCCGAACCGGACACGCGAACUCCCAUCCUGAAGCAGGGAAUCUACAGCGACGAAGAGGACAUCGAUGGUAUGCCAAUGGACGACGAUAUUGAUGGCAUUCCGAUGGACGGCAAUCAGUCCGCUGGGGGAGCCGAAAUAGAUUCGGAUGGAGGACUUGCCAAAGGGAAGGGCGGCUUUAUUCCUUCCAAAUGGGAAACGGUUGACGCAUCACAGGUCGAAGCUCAGGCCAUCACGACCAGCAAGUGGGAUACGCUUGAUCCGGUUGCUCCGGCCCCUCCGCAAAUUUCGAUGGGAAGCGAUUCGGACGAUGAACAGGGAAAUGGCAAGGGUGAUGAAGAAGCUCGUCGUUUACGCCUUCGUGAGAUUGAAGUGAAAAUUGUGCAGUACCAAGACGAAUUCGAGUCGGGCGCUCGGCAAGUGCGCGUUGGAUGGACCGUUGCCGAAGAAAUUUCACACUAUCGACGGAAGUUGAUCAAAAAGGCUGAAAAAGAACUCCGCCAGCAGCAGCUCCAACAACAGCAGCAACUACAACAACAAAGUAUGGAUGACAGCGAUGAAGACACGGAUGAGUACGAGCGAAGCACCAGUUCAAAAAAGCAGUCCAAACGAAGCUCUAGUCCUGAUGUUCCCAAAAAGCACAAGAAGACCCGCAGAUCACCAUCCACGGAAUACGUCCGCGAGGUUUCAUCGAAGUCCUCAAGAAGAUCCCGAUCGCCAAUAUACGCAACCAGCAGCCGUAGCAAACGAGAAACUUCCCUCUCGCCGCUGCGCAGCAGCAAAACGGCAUCCAGUAGACACCGUUUGUCCAGAAGCAUUUCGCGCUCCCCAUCUCGGAGACAUCACUCGGAGCGUUCGCUCUCACCGGCCACCCGCAGCAAGUACGACCUACUCGAAUCACCUGCUCGUGUUUCGAGUUCCGCAGCCAAGUACGAUAAAUACGAGAGUACGAGCAGCUCCAAGUAUGACAAGUACGAAUCUGUCUCAUCUGCGUCCAAGUACGACGCCCGGCUGUAUGAGGACCGAUCGAGCAGCAAAUACGACAAGUACGACAAAUAUGAGGGCUCUUCUUCGAGCAAGCACGAGAGGGAACGGGAACGAGAACGUGAACGAGAGCGCGAACGGGAGAAGGAACGGGAGCGGGAACGAGAAAGAGAACGGGAAUUGCGAGAGCGAGAACGGGAGCGAGAGCUACGAGACCGAGAAAGGGAACGGGAUCAUCUGCGGGAGCGUGAUCGUGAUCGGGAUCGGAUGUAUGUGAGCAGCAGCAGUGGCAGUAGCAAGUAUGAUAUUGUAAGUUCAAAGUACGAGGACGAUGCCCGGAGAUAUCGUUCACCUUCACCAAGUCGACUCGCCUCCCGGGAUACUUAUUCCCGCUAUGCUAGCGCAGGCAGUGGAAGUGCACGAGCGGAGAAACACAAGAAACACAAGUACUAAUUCACUAUUGGCCUGUCGGAUGAGCGUAUAAGUAAGUUAGCGUAGCAAUGAUUCCCAAUUUAGGAUUCCUUUCAUCGUAUGAGAUUGAACGAUGUUUUUGGUUUCCAAUAGAUUGUUUGAAACUCAUAAACCAGUCAACGCAAGCUACAAAGCCUAAAUUUGAGCGUUUUAACUUCGAUUCAACAAAUUUUAAAGCAGACUCAAUGAAGCUCUAAAUUUUGCAUGCUUUCUAUGUACAUGGCUGUCAGAUGUACAAAAUCGACGGAUCAAAUGAUAAAGUGAAUUAUAUGUUUGCAUAUUA
Armigeres subalbatus is the source of this 3766-nucleotide messenger RNA. RefSeq names its product U2 snRNP-associated SURP motif-containing protein. Lineage: Eukaryota; Metazoa; Arthropoda; Insecta; Diptera; Culicidae. Gene Ontology annotation, biological process: RNA processing. The coding region runs from base 151 to 3465 and encodes 1104 amino acids. The transcript is spliced from 11 exons. The record is from RefSeq and is a predicted model, not a curated record. Gene Ontology annotation, cellular component: nucleus. Gene Ontology annotation, molecular function: RNA binding.